CUUUAUUCUUUAGUCUAAACCUUCCAACUUUCUUGCCGAGUCGUUCUCUCUCUCCCAUGAUCAUAUUUUCUCUCUCUAUUCCAUCAAGAAUAUAUGGCCACAAGAGUUGGACUCUCCAUUGAUCCACAGAUCAUCAGAGAAAAACCCACUUCCAAAACCAUCUCAAACUCCACCAGAUUUCUAGAUUUUUCCCGCCGGCCAUGGACUCUCCGGUCAACUCGCCUCCCAUCACCACCAUCCAGUUCCCGGUCGCCUCCGAGGAUCACGGGAAGAGGAAGGUUCUCGACGAGGUGGACUUCUUCGCCAACAAGAGCGAGGGCGGUCGCGAUGGCUAUGAUGAGGAGAAUGGGAUGGACCACUUCAAAGGAGGGUGUGAUCAUCGUUUGGAUUUUAAAGUUAAUACCGGUUUGCAUCUUCUUACGUCAGCGAACACGGGGAGUGAUGAGUCUGGAGUCGAGGACGGAAGGCCCUCGAUUCCGAAGAGAAAAAGAGAAAAUAUGGAGGUGGCAUUUCUUCAAGCUGAAAUGGAGAAGAUGAUUUCAGAGAAUAUUCGUUUGAAGGGGUUGUUGGAUGAAAUAAAAAACAGCUAUAACGGUUUGCAGAUGGAGGCGCUGACAAUGAUGCAUAAUCAUGAAGCAGAGGAAAAGAAAAAUGGGGUUGUAACGCCUAGACAAUUCUUGGAUCCCGGUUUCGGGGGUAACGAGGAGAGUUCGUUGUCCCCACCCGAGGGGCACAUUGACCGGGACAUGCCUGUUGCCCAUGACAAAGAUGUCGUGGGCAGAGAGGAACAAGGUCCGGAGAGCAAGGCUCAGAAGCUUGCACACUCUCCGAGAAGUGUUGAUCAAGCCGAGGCUACCAUGAGGAAGGCCCGUGUCUCGGUCCGUGCUAGGUCCGAGGCUGCCAUGAUCAAUGACGGAUGCCAAUGGCGCAAGUACGGACAAAAAUUGGCUAAGGGUAACCCUUGCCCUCGUGCAUACUAUCGUUGCACGAUGGUAACGGGCUGCCCUGUCCGAAAACAGGUCCAACGAUGUGCUGAUGACACGACCAUCCUGAUAACGACCUACGAGGGCAACCACAACCAUCCGUUGCCCCCGGCCGCCAUGGCCAUGGCGUCAACCACUUCCUCGGCCGCAAGAAUGCUCCUCUCCGGCUCGAUGCCGAGCGCCGACGGCAUAAUGAACUCGAAUUUCCUAGCUAGAACCCUCCUCCCAUGCUCCUCAAGCAUGGCCACCAUCUCCGCCUCCGCCCCAUUCCCAACCAUCACAUUAGACCUAACACAAUCCCCAAACCCUCUCCAAAUCCCCAAACCCUCCAACCAAUUUCCCCUCUCCUUCCUCAAUUCGCCCCAAAACAUGGCGGCCAGCGGCAGAUCCGCCGCGGCCGCCCUUAUAUUCGGCCAAGCAUUGUACAACCAGUCCAAAUUAUCAUCGGCGCCGGAGCUAAGCCAAGGGGCGGCCCAUGACCAUAUGUUGCCGUCGUCGUCGAUGCAUCAGCAUAAUCAAUUGAGUGAAACCGCAAAUGCUAUAGCAGCGGACCCGAACUUCACGGUGGCGCUAGCCGCGGCGAUUUCCUCGCUCAUUGGCCCCGGGGGGCCGAGCUCGAGUAACGGUAGCGCCAUCAAUAACAAUAACAAUGACGACAACAACAACAACAACUAUGGAAACGGCAAUGUCACCAGCAGUAAUAACAGUGGCGAUGGCAACAAUAAUCUAAACAGCUCGGGGUUUCGAGUCAACUUAUGAUCAUCGGCCAAAGUAAACCCUCAUUUCCAUCACGAUUAGUCUCUUUCAAAAAAAAUUUUGUCUUACUUUCUCACAAAAAGGUUAAAAUUCAAAACAUUAGAUAUUGUGUUCUUAAUUUUGUCUCUUUUUUAGCUCUUGAAUAAUGUAAAAUAAUAAAAAAUGAAUAUACAGAAAAAAGUGAA
Salvia splendens (bonfire salvia) is the source of this 1924-nucleotide messenger RNA. Its product is annotated as WRKY transcription factor 6. The record is from RefSeq and is a predicted model, not a curated record. Bases 201 to 1742 code for a protein of 513 amino acids. Lineage: Eukaryota; Viridiplantae; Streptophyta; Magnoliopsida; Lamiales; Lamiaceae. Gene Ontology annotation, biological process: regulation of DNA-templated transcription. The transcript is spliced from 5 exons. Gene Ontology annotation, molecular function: DNA-binding transcription factor activity; sequence-specific DNA binding.